AUGCCAGUUGCAAGAAACCUAUUUGUCCAAGCCAACAACCUCAAGCACUUUAUCCAGUCUGUGCUGACAGGCCAUGGAGUCCCGUCUCCCUCUGCCCGCAUUGUGUCAGACUGUCUUGCACUCGCUGAUCUGCGGGGCAUCGACACCCAUGGCAUCAAUCGUCUCCCCUCGUACCUGGACCAAAUCAAAGCCGGGGUCUUAGAUCCUAAAGCCAAACCUACCGUGGCGCAAGUUACCCCUGUGGUUGCACAGGUGGACUGCCACAACGGGCUGGCGUACGUAGCCGCCACACAGGGGAUUGAAAGGGCCAUCGACAUGGCGAACAGCUACGGGAUCGGAUUAGUCUCUGUCAAACACUCGAGUCACCUGGGCAUGUCCGCGUGGGUGGUGCAGAAAGCGCUCGAUGCAGGUAUGAUGAGCAUGGUGUUGACGAAUGCGUCGCCGACGGUGCCUGUAUGGGGCGGGAGUGUCAAACUCAUGGGCACUUCGCCGAUCGCCUGUGGUGCGCCUGGUGGACGUGAGAAACCAUUUCUGAUGGACAUGGCUACGACAGUUGCGACAAAAGGGAGGAUACUGAAGGCGCCGAGGAAUGGGGAGGAAAUUCCCGACACCUGGGCCCUUGAUCGAAAGGGAAACCCGACCACUGAUCCCGAGGAAGCGCUGAAAGGAGGGCUGAGACCAAUUGGUGACCACAAGGGCUCUGCAUUGGCUAUCCUGAUGGAUCUGUUUGCUGGUGUUUUUACAGGGUCGGCGUUUGCCGGGCAGGUUGGCAGUCCGGAUGACGUGUCCAAGUUCUCGGAUAUCGGCCAUUUGUUUAUUGUCUUGAAGCCGGAUCUGUUCAUGCCAUGGGAAGAGUAUUGUAAGCGUGCGGAUCACCUUUAUCGGACUGUGGUUGAUUCGGAACCGUUGGACGGCGUGGAGCGGAUCUACUAUCCAGGGGAAAGAGAGCAACUAACCUACGAGGAGAGGCUUAGAUCCGGGGUUCCUCUGACUAGAAUGGACAUUGACAAGCUGAAUACAUAUGCUGAUGCCGUCGGGGUUGAAAGACUGGUUGUCUCUAAGCGAAGGGAAUGA
Messenger RNA from Aspergillus thermomutatus, 1074 nucleotides. Its product is annotated as Ldh family oxidoreductase. Gene Ontology annotation, molecular function: oxidoreductase activity. Bases 1 to 1074 code for a protein of 357 amino acids. NCBI's taxonomy places the organism in Eukaryota, Fungi, Ascomycota, Eurotiomycetes, Eurotiales, Aspergillaceae. The record is from RefSeq and is a predicted model, not a curated record. The transcript has a single exon.